Nelumbo nucifera (sacred lotus) is the source of this 637-nucleotide messenger RNA. RefSeq names its product photosystem I reaction center subunit psaK, chloroplastic-like. The record is from RefSeq and is a predicted model, not a curated record. Gene Ontology annotation, biological process: photosynthesis. NCBI's taxonomy places the organism in Eukaryota, Viridiplantae, Streptophyta, Magnoliopsida, Proteales, Nelumbonaceae. Gene Ontology annotation, cellular component: photosystem I; membrane.
CGUACAUUGAAAGUAGAACGAUCUAUCGAUCAGCACUGUGAGAGAAUUGAAACAAAAAUCUAUACAACUUACAGAAGGCUUUGAGGGAGAGACUCCUCUCUGAUUCUUCCAAUAUUCACCGGAUAAUGGCAACUAAACUCGCCACCCCAACUGCUGUGACGACUUUUCUCCCUCAAUUCAGUGGCCUCAGACCCAGAUCAUCAUCUGCCCGUGCAGACGGCUUGGUGUCAUUUCAACCUGUGAGGAGCAAGGGAAAGGGUGCCUUGGGUGCUCGUUGUGACUUCAUUGGCUCACCUACAAAUUUGAUCAUGGUGACUUCUACAAGUCUAAUGCUGUUUGCUGGACGAUUUGGGCUGGCUCCAUCAGCAAACAGGAAGGCGACCGCAGGCUUGAAGCUUGAGAUAAGGGACUCUGGCCUGCAGACUGGUGACCCAGCUGGUUUCACCCUUGCUGAUACCUUGGCCUGUGGAGUUGUUGGUCACAUUAUUGGAGUUGGGGUUGUUCUUGGGCUUAAGAACAUUGGUGCAUUGUAAAAUGCUUAUUAGUGCCUUUCCAAUACUCUCUACAUCUCUCUCUUCUGCUAUUCUUGUGUAAUGUUUGCAUGGUUUUCCCUUGAAGAGCUCUCUUGUUCCCUAAA